This is a messenger RNA of Durusdinium trenchii, 2214 nucleotides long. The record is from the annotation of a GenBank genome assembly. Lineage: Eukaryota; Dinophyceae; Suessiales; Symbiodiniaceae.
AUGCGGUUGAAGUUAACUCAUGAGGAUGCGCCUAAGCACAAGUCAUUGGUGACUGCCGUGGGCUGGUACAAGACAGGCAAGCAGUAUGAGCUUCUAUCUGUGGGUGACGAUCAGGAGUGCUGGAAGUGGCAUGUUGAAGGGUCGCCCAUUGCGAAGCUCUGUAGCUGCGAGUCCUUCUGCACGGCGAUGGCUUGGAUGCCAAGUGGCAAAGGUUCAGACAAUGCCUUUGCCUUGGGCUGUGCAGACGGCACAUUUCGCCUUAUCAGCGAAAUGGGUCGAGAAGAGAAGAAGGUGGACGCUCACCGGGGUGCUGUGAUCGCCCUACGGUGGAGCUUUGAUGGUUCGGCCAUUGCCACCGCUGCGGAGGACGGGAUCGUCAAGGUAUGGUCCCGAAGUGGCAUGCUGCGGUCGGCCCUGGCGCAGCAGUCCCAUGCCAUCUACUCAGUGGUUUGGUCUCCAGACUGUGAACACAUUCUCUUUGCUUGCAGCUCUAAGAUCCACCUGAAGUCUAUCCAGGCAGGACAAAAGCAAGUGGAGUGGAAGGCACACGAAGGAGUGGUGAUGAUGCUUGACUGGUCUUUCGUCAACAACACGAUCCUCUCAGCUGGGGAGGACUGCCGGUACAAGAUCUGGGACGCCUAUGGACGCCUCCUCUUUAAUUCAGCUCCUUUGGAUCAUGUGGUGACCUCCAUUGCUUGGUCUCCCACAGGUAGACAGUUUGCCGUGGGAAGCUUCAACACCUUGAAACUCUGUGAUCGCACUGGCUGGUCAUACUGCCGAGAGACGCCGGAUGUGGGGUCCAUUUUUUCCAUCUCUUGGUGCAACGAUGGCACACAGCUGGCCUGUGGUACUGGCAGCGGACAUGUGGUCUUUGGGAGCUUGGUGGAUCGAUCCUGCACAUGGCAGAACAUGGAUGUGACCCUGGAUGAGAAUAACACCAUCACUGUGGUUGACAUCCUCAACGAGACUAAAGAGGAGUUGGACUUCAGAGAUCGAGUGACUGACAUGUCGUUAGCUCAUGGGGCACUGGUGGUGAACACCAACAGCCAGUGCUUCGUCUACCAAUCCACCAAUUGGAACACGCCACAUGUAGAAGACUUGAAGGAGCCACCGAUGCUGAUCGUUCAGUGUCCACACCACUUCGCGCUAGUGGACGCCAUGGGCAUCCAGAUCAUCAACUAUGAAGGUCGGCAGUUGUCCACCAUCAAGAUGAGUGGCUUGCGAUACGAGCAUUUGAACCACCAGACUCUCAGUGUUUGCAGAGAUGCUGUUGCCUUGGUGGAUCCCAGCCAGCCCAAGCAGAUUCGUGUGUUUGACGUGUUUACGGGUCGGCCCAUGGGGAAUCCAAUUACUCACAAGCUGGACAUCAUCCGAAUUUCGCUCAACCAGCAUGGUUCUGGCAGCGAUCGGAAGAUUGCCAUCUUAGACAAGAACAAGGAUUUGUAUUUGACCCAAGCUUUACAGGCUGACAAGACGGAAAAACUGGGUGCCAUGGUCGACUCCUUUAUGUGGAAUGACAGCACUGAUAUGCUUGUCGCUCUGAUGGAUGAGAAGCUUGUGAUUUUCAUCUACCCAACAGUUGUAUUUGUUGACAAGGACUUGCUGCCUAAGACGCAGCAGUCCAAGAAUUGCACAGAUGCUGGCAAGUAUGCACAAAUCGUGUCCUUCUAUGGCUCGAACUGUACAAUUAGAAAGGCUGAUGGUUCUGAUUUGGCCAUGGUCACCACUCCGUACCCACCGUUGCUUUACCAGCACUUUGAGAAGGGCCAGUGGGAGCAGGCUGUGAGGCUUUGUAGAUAUGUGAAGUCGCCCGAACUUUGGGCCUCCUUGGCAGCCAUGGCCAUCCAUCAACGAGCCCUCGAUACGGUGGAAAUCGCGUUAGCCGCCAUCGAAGAGGUGGACAAAGUUCAGUUUGUGGCCCACAUCAACAAACUGCCGGAUGAUGUUUUGCGCUCGGCUGAGCUGGCGCUCUUCUGCAAACGUCCGGAUGAGGCACUCAACAUCUUGCUGCAAAACAAGCGGAUAUAUCGCGCCAUCAAGAUGAACAUCCGCCUUCACAGACGGAAUGAUGCUCUGGAACUGGCGAAAAAGCACCAGACCCAUGUGGACACCGUGUUAGCUUAUAGGCAACAGCAUUUGCAACAGAUGAAACAUGUGGAAACAAAUGACGAGUUUAAGCAGUGGGCCGGCGAGGUUGAAGUGGCAGACGCCUGA